GAUAAGGCUGAUAAAUAUCCUACUUUCCAACAAAACAAACUCUAAAGGCUUUUACCACAGCUCUGACAAGACAAGUUGACUGUGCUGCUGAUAUCAUGCAGGGGCUGCACAAACUCCUACUUCUAUAUGUUCUUACAGGUCUCGGACAAAAUGGACAUGGAAUCAGUGGAGGAAAAACAGUCCCAAAGAGCAUGAUGCAGUACAUGGUCUCACUGCAGGAUGGACACGGUAAACACCUAUGUGGAGGAUUUCUUGUCAGUGAAAAUGUUUUGAUCACAUCUGCAAGCUGUGACAAACGGGAUCCUAAAGUUGUUUAUUAUGGUGUUCACAACUUGGAAGAAAAGACAAAAUAUGUCAAUAUUGAGAAAAAAUGCAAAUCCAGUGAUUCUGACAUCAUGCUCGUCAAAUUGACAAAGAAUGUUAAAGCGGACAAGGUAAAAACCAUUGAAAUUCCAAACUCUGAAAUAGAUUUGAAAGUCAACCAACGGUGUGUUGUGGCUGGAUGGGGUCCAGAAGACUGUAAGAAAGGUCCAGUGAAAGAGCUGAGAAUGGUGAAUGUUUCUGUGAUCAACUGUCCACACAAUGUGAAAGACAUCUGCACAUGUGAAAAAGGCUUCUGUGAGAUUGACGCUGGUGGUCCUCUGGUGUGUGACGAGAAAGCUGUUGGUGUGGUGAUUUUCGACAAGAAGCUUAACAGAGCCACAAUUGCCAAAAUAUCAACAAAACAGAAAUGGAUCAAAGACAAAAUUAACAAUCUAAGUUGGAAGGACUGUUGGUAAAAUACAUAAAUGUCUGUCAAUCAGUUUCUUCAGCUUGUAUUAAGAUGCACAAAAGCAUUUUUGUGAUGUGCUUUUGCAGUGUGACACAAAAAGCAAAAAAAAAAGAUUUUUCUCUUUCUUUUGAUUUAAUCUCUUUUUAUAUGUUUACAAAAUGUGUAGUAAACGACUGUGUAUGUAUUUCAGUUAAAUUCCAAAUAAAUUUCUCAAAGUGUUUGAAUGUU
Messenger RNA from Betta splendens (Siamese fighting fish), 1000 nucleotides. Its product is annotated as trypsin-4-like. Gene Ontology annotation, molecular function: serine-type endopeptidase activity. The coding region runs from base 96 to 779 and encodes 227 amino acids. Gene Ontology annotation, biological process: proteolysis. Lineage: Eukaryota; Metazoa; Chordata; Actinopteri; Anabantiformes; Osphronemidae. The transcript has 5 exons. The record is from RefSeq and is a predicted model, not a curated record.